AUGCCGACACCGAUAGAGCAGGCGCUCAUUACACUCGUGCCGACCCUCAAUUCCCUCCCACAAGAGCUCAUCGACCUCUCAACCUCUCUCCUGGCUCAAUCACGAAACAAAGCCUCCUCACUCAAGCCCGAAGAGGAGAUCGGAAGAACAUAUGCUUGCGCACACAUCGCAGUCGAGCGUUUGAAACCUCGCUUAGACAUCGACAAGGUCGUUGCCAGGCCACCCGUCGCACCGAGAAUCUACAAGAAGCUAUAUGGGUAUCUGGACACAUCAUUGAAGGAGCCUGCGACACCGAGAACGAACAGGCUGAAAGAUGUAGAGACCGUGGGUACACCUGGAAGUGGAAGAGGUCGGAGAAGUGCGGCGGAUACGCCGUCCAAGACCCCUGCGAAGACUGUCAAAAGUGCUGGUGCCACGCCUUCGAAGACGCCAGCGUCCGUUGCGAAGAGUGUGGGAAGUGUUACGACAUCUGGCAGGAGGACGAGAUCGGCGUUCAAGGCUCCAGAAGCAAAAGACGAGGCCACAGUACAGGACUCGGAAGAAGAGAGACAGAAGGAGGCAGCACAACAAGAAGAGAAGGAUGAUAGCCUGCCCGACCAAGUACGACCAAUGGCUGAAGCAGUCUGCGAUGCUCUCGACGUACCACAAGCCACACCACACGUCUGCGCAGCUCUCUCUGCUAUUCUGCACCUACGAGGCUGGAACGACACAAAGUCAGAGCCUCCCAAAUCAACCCCUCGGUCUUCUGCCAAAAAGCGAAAACAACCACUGACAGACACAAUUGACGUCGCGGCAAUCGAAGACCCCUCCUCAAUAACACCAACAUCUCUUCCAGCACUCAUUGCAGCCGUCUCUCUAGUUACCACCUUUACGCUCCGCAACACUGUUAUAGACGGCACAACCUAUGCAACCGCUCGCUCCUCCACCAUCACCGCACUUGAACCCAACGGACCCUUACCAAUAGACGUCGAUACCUUCCUACACGCCAGCAAAGCAGAAGGCUGGCUUGAGCUCCCAUGGUUCACUACCGUCAAGGCCUCUACCAUCACAUCCAUCCCUCAAGCACAAACACCAAAGAAGAACAAACCCCCUGCCAAAACGCCUCUACACAGAAAGGAAAAACAUGCUCCGAGACCAGUAGCCAAAGACGCGGAAAUGGAUAUAGUCAUGGAGGAUGUGGACGCAGAAGCUGAGGAAGAAGACAACGAUAGACCUGGUGCUGGACUGAGAUCAGGCUUAGGGACUAUGUUUCAAGAUUCUGUGGAUUGGUUGAGUGGAGAGAGAAGGAAAGCUUAUAGAUCGUGGGAGCAGAGUGUCAGAGAGAGGUGUGCUCAGAUACAGGGUCGAGCUUGA
This is a messenger RNA of Aureobasidium namibiae CBS 147.97, 1353 nucleotides long. RefSeq lists its product as uncharacterized. Gene Ontology annotation, molecular function: DNA binding. The record is from RefSeq and is a predicted model, not a curated record. The coding region runs from base 1 to 1353 and encodes 450 amino acids. Gene Ontology annotation, biological process: DNA replication. Gene Ontology annotation, cellular component: nuclear origin of replication recognition complex. NCBI's taxonomy places the organism in Eukaryota, Fungi, Ascomycota, Dothideomycetes, Dothideales, Saccotheciaceae. The transcript has a single exon.